AUGGGCGCUUCCGAAAAGACAUCUCUAUGGCACUCCUUCUCAUCCAACCAUCGCAAAGAGCGCAAAGCAGGGACAACCACCACAACAAGAACCACAAUGACUUUACCAACGCAUUUUCCAUCAUGGUCCCGAGGCCGCAACAAUAGCUCCAUUACAUCAAAUAUCCUAAGAAAGCAAUCAUCAGAUCUUCCACCACCUUACGAAGAAGCAGCAAUCCCAACAAUCAAAAUCAGCGCCCCGGAAGAACCAGAAUCUGAUUCCCAGUACGCCUUUCUCGGCGAAUUCCACACCAUAUUCCUGGUAGACGACAGCUCAAGCAUGAGAGGCGAACUUUGGGAAGAAGCCAAAGAAGCCAUCGCAGCGAUCGCCCCAGUCUGCACAAAAUAUGAUAGCGAGGGAAUCGACAUCUACUUCAUCAACCACCGACCAAAGCACAACACCAACUCCAACUCAAGCUCCAGCUCCAGUUCCAACUACAACUACACCCACACCUACAGCCCCAGCCCCAGCCAACGCCCAAAGCUAGAUGCCGGCGGAUACCACAACAUCAGAACCGCGCAACGAGUAAGCGAGAUCUUCGCCUCUGUCAGACCCUCUGGCGGAACAGGGGUCGGCGGUCGACUGCAUGAUAUCCUGGACCCGUACACGAAGCUGGUGGAAGCGAAGGAGGCAGAGAGGCGAGCACAGAAGGACGCAUCUGGCUCGGGCUUUUUGGUCAAGCCGGAUAAGCUGGUUAAGCCAAUUAAUAUCAUCACCAUAACCGAUGGGGUGUUUACGGAUGAUGCGGAGAGCAUUAUCAUUAAGACAGCUCAGAUGCUGGAUGGGCCUUCUUGUCGUGCUAUUCCGUGGCAAGUUGGGAUUCAGUUCUUUCAGAUUGGGAAUGAUGAGAUGGCUCGGCAGUACUUGGAGGAAUUGGAUGAAGAUCUUGGGAGUCGGUGUAAUAACUUGCAUAUGAGGGAUAUUGUUGAUACCGUUUCUUGGAGGAAUCGGGCUGGGAAGCGGUUGGAGGGGGAUGGGAUUUUGAAGACUGUGCUUGGGGCUGUUCAUAAGAGGUUGGAUAGGAAGAAGGUUGGAUAG
Messenger RNA from Penicillium samsonianum, 1077 nucleotides. RefSeq lists its product as uncharacterized. The record is from RefSeq and is a predicted model, not a curated record. NCBI's taxonomy places the organism in Eukaryota, Fungi, Ascomycota, Eurotiomycetes, Eurotiales, Aspergillaceae. The transcript has a single exon. Bases 1 to 1077 code for a protein of 358 amino acids.